Molecule: messenger RNA, 255 nt
Organism: Haliaeetus leucocephalus (bald eagle)
Lineage: Eukaryota; Metazoa; Chordata; Aves; Accipitriformes; Accipitridae
Product: interleukin-8-like
Exons: 3
Coding region: 1-255 (84 amino acids)
Biological process (GO): antimicrobial humoral immune response mediated by antimicrobial peptide; cellular response to lipopolysaccharide; neutrophil chemotaxis
Cellular component (GO): extracellular region
Molecular function (GO): CXCR chemokine receptor binding; chemokine activity
Source: RefSeq, a predicted model, not a curated record
AUGCUUGACUUGCAAGUGCGUUUUUUCUGCUUUCUGCCAGAGAUGAUGCUGGCAGCGGAGCUGCGGUGUCACUGCAUCCAGACCGUCACAGGAUUAAUGUUGCCAAAGCGCCUGGCCAACGUAGAAAUCAUUCCUAAGGGCCCACACUGCAACGCUGUGGAAAUCAUAGCAACGCUGAAGAACAGCCAGCAAAUCUGUUUAGAUCCCCAGGCCAAAUGGGUGAAGAUGAUAAUUAACAGGAUUCUACACAGGUAA